Lolium rigidum is the source of this 669-nucleotide messenger RNA. RefSeq lists its product as uncharacterized. The transcript is spliced from 3 exons. Lineage: Eukaryota; Viridiplantae; Streptophyta; Magnoliopsida; Poales; Poaceae. The coding region runs from base 79 to 669 and encodes 196 amino acids. The record is from RefSeq and is a predicted model, not a curated record.
UCUGCCGCAAGCCGCCUUCUUGCUUACCCCCUCCGCGCUGCUGUCGCCUUGCUCCCCCAUCGGCUUGCUCCCGCGCAGAUGUCGCUUGCGAAGAUACUGCCGCCGGGAAAGGUUGGAAUUUGCCUGGCCGGUGCGGUGCCUGGCGGCGGCAGGCGAAGGCGCGGCCGGCCCGUACAUGCGGGAGGCGAAGGACUUCCCGGAUUGCGGCUUCUCCCACACGGUCUUGGUGUUGUGAGAGAGGCAGCAGCUGUCGGUAUUGGUGCUGCUCCUCGCGGCCGUGCGGAGGUCGCUGGCGGCGGCAGGUGGGGGGAGGACGAGGAGGAAAUUCCGUCCGUGUUCAUCCGCAGUGCCUCAGCGCUAGUGAACACAAAUUCUUGCUUGAUUGUGUGGACUGGACGAGGAACUAGCAGGGCAUGUGGAUGGAGCAAACCUUCCAAGAUGCUCGGUGUAGGUGCGGCUCUCCACCCUGUUUCGGCGGCUGCAGCGGCGACGGCGAGCGGCUCUCCUCCCUGGAGCCUCAGGUGGGGCGACCCCGCGGCGAGCGGCGCGGCGGGAGGGAUCCGCGGACAGCGCCAGAACGACGAGGGGCGGCGAAGGAGCUUCUUGAUGGGGAGGAGCUCGGCUCUGCUCCUGGAGGCCCCGGCUCCGCCCUGCCUCCUCUGCUCCUAG